AAUAACAACAGCAAUAGGCUGGAUGAUGAGAUCGAAGACCUGAUAUAUUACGUAAGGACAAACGACAUUAAGGAAGUUAAAAAAAUCCUUCAACAUGGAAACAUAUGCUUAAUUAACGAUGUGAAGGACGAAAAUAAAAACACACUCCUACAUUUUGCAUGCGCAAAUAACAUUGUGGACAUGAUUCGCUUUCUGCUAUACGAAUGCGUAAUUGGACAUAACCAACUGAAUGCCAAUGGAAAUGACCCCCUCAUGUGGGUCAUGCAGAAUAAGCAUUGUGAAACUAAUAUACCACAGUGGAAAGAAAAAAACAAACUGUAUGAACAUAUGAAGAAAGAUUUUAUGGAAAUUUCCCUCGUGAAGGACAGAUACCAGCUAAGUGCCCAUGUCAAAAAUAAAAUCAACUCGAGGAAUUUUUUGGGGAACAUUUUCUCUGAUGAUCAUGAUGGCAGCUUGGGCAAUGGCGACAGUAAGCAGGGUGUCGGAGGUACUACUUUAAACGGCCAGGGAGAAACGUGGGGGAAGCAAACUCGCCUGUACAAGGAAGCCAACGAAAUCGAUCUACUGAAGAAAAACGAAUUUGACAAGAGCAUUCUGUCGGAGGCCUUCAACGACCAGGACGAAAAUAUUUUGCACCUCGUUCUGAGGCACCCCAUGUUGAGUGUGCUGGACGAGCAGGAUGGGGGCGCGGUGAGUAGAAUGAACGGCGUAGCCAACCGUGGGGACAGAGCACCCAAUAGCCACAACGACACAGCGUUCACGAUAAAUCUAGAGGACGCAAAAAUAAUUCAACAGUACACCCACCAGUUGCUCAUCAACGAAAAGGCAAAAGUAAAAACGGGGAAAGCGAAGAAGAAGCCAUUAUACGGAUAA
This is a messenger RNA of Plasmodium cynomolgi strain B, 873 nucleotides long. RefSeq lists its product as hypothetical. The annotation marks the transcript as partial. The record is from RefSeq and is a predicted model, not a curated record. Lineage: Eukaryota; Apicomplexa; Aconoidasida; Haemosporida; Plasmodiidae. The transcript is spliced from 2 exons. Gene Ontology annotation, molecular function: protein binding.